GGGUCAUCUUUCAGAGCGGAAGGUUCACGUGCCCUGGGCUGAACUUCGAGAGUCGCUGCGACAUCGUUUCGGAUAGCCUGCGCCGUCCCUGGUGAAAUCCACCCUAUCGUUGAAACCAUUGACUGGGUUGCGACCACCGAAAUGAUUGGGCCAUAGAGAUUGCCUACAUCGGACACAAAAAAAAACGAACCAGCGUAUUUGGGAUCGAUCACCCGCCUGGUUCGAUCGUCCCCACAUCGGGACGUCGCCUGUCAUGGCUUUCCCACAGCAAGGAUUGUCGCGCACCCUGCCCAAGAACUUUACCUUCCCCUCAAUGAGUUUCGGUGAGCCACGGACCCCGGAACGGUCGUCAAUUCAACUUGAAGUUCCGCCUCCCCCGCCCCGUCAUGCUAGUUGUCGCUGGCGGAGAUCCCGCGCCCGCUCCGGGUCCGACAUCUUUGCGCAAGUCGAAUACGACCGCAGCACCGUCCGCUCCACCUCCCCCGAUGUCCCCCUCCCCUCAAUUGAAAUCCCCCCUAGUUGUGAGCCGGCCGAGAACCCCUCGUCCUCCAUCCCCCCGCCCCACAAUGUUCACCUCUUGGCGCCGCCCCGGCAUCGCGUGGCCUUGAAAACUCCCCCGGCCCAGAUCCGUCCCGACCCCGCCGACCCCCCACCCACCGAUUCCUGGCGGUCCGACGAUCCCCAGCUGUGGGGCGACGCCAUUGAACGUCCGGGAUCCGCGUGCUCGCAUGCGUCGGACUCCUCCAUCUCCUCGAUUGAAACCUACGCCUCGCGGCGCUCCGUGGGCGGAAGCUGCACCAGCAUGGAAAGCGAUUCCUAUGACCCGUUCUUCCACCUGGAAAUUGCCCCCAAGCCGCUCGCAGACUCGCCGCCGCUGCCCCGGAAACCGUGGAGGCCCCGCGGUCUGCGAUCCAAGGAGAAGUGGACCCUGGACAUGGACAACCACCUCUGGAACACCUACCAGCUCUAUAUCCAGAACCCCCUCAUCACCCCUUUCAAGAUGACCCCCGGCAGUAUCCCGCCGCUGGGCGUCACCCACCGGGUCGCGCGCGAGGCCAAGAGGAACUGGGAACGAAAGCGCUUUCGGCUCACCCAGCACCCCUCCGCCGGCCCCUCUGCGCCCGCGCAUCAAUCGCGGAGUGGAGAUGCGACCCCGACGCCCAAAGCGGAACCAGCCACGCCCAUCUGGCCCCGGUCGGAAGCCGCCACGCGCCGCAGACUCAAACUGCUCUGCAAACGCAAGUUCUCCAUUGCGCCGCACUACCAGCGGAUGAUGCAGUCCAAAAGCCCGAGCCCGGCCCUGGACCUGUUGCCCCGCAUCGAGCCCGAAAGCGCGGGCAACAACGCCGCCUAUGCCACGCGCGACCUGGGGGUCUCUCUGGUCACGAGUUCCGUUCCCACUCCCCUAUCGCAGCUGGCGGCGGAGGGACCGUCUCAUAUGACAAACCCCGAAUGGCAUCCUCUUCCAUCUGCUGAACCCCGUUCGCUCCCGCCCAAGUCGUGGAGCUUCGACGAACAGGAGAUGGAGGCGCCUCGUCUCGGGUCCCCGUUUGCGUACAAUACAUGGGGCCCGAACACCUCCCGCCACCGAAUCCAUCGCCCGGGCUCCCGCCGCGAGACCAUCCAUGUGACGGGCGCCCGGCUGCGAUCGCUACCGCGCAUGGAUGCGCUCCCGACUGCGGAGCACCAGCACGGUGCGGUCCCUCGCAACGAUCUUCCUGCGGACGAGUCGCCGGCACAAGACGAAACGCAACGCCACCUGGAAGAAUUAUUCCGCCAGGGCAAACUCAACGACUUUGGCCAGCGCCGUAUCCGACUGCGAACCCGCGGGGCGACGACCAGCGCGGUGCAUCCUCCGGCCAUCAAUCAACUGUUCUCCCCUCCGUCGUCGUCAUCGCGCAACGAUGAACGCGGUUCCACGGACAAACUCGCCAUCCCCUCUUUGCUCAACCAUCUGGAUGGCGAUGCGGGCGAGAACAUCCGGCGCCUGGGAUCCCCGUUUAAGAUCGAGACCCCCAAACGGCCCGGCCCAACCCGGCGGAUUCGGCACGCGCCUUCCCUAUCCGACCCAUUUAUCGGCCGGUCCAUGAACCCGCAACCCAAACUGGCGACCCCGGAUUCCCAAGGCCGCAGUCGGGCACGGACAGGCGUGCUUCCGUACGAUCCUACCGAACGGGGCAUCUCCGACGCCGAGCGCAUUCGCCGGCAGAUCUUGAAUUUGCCCUACACGAAACAGUAAGGCUGGCCAGAACCGACAUUGCCCAACCGCUUAGAGGGCGGACGGCGUUGGAAUCUGGUUUCGCCAUACCCCAUGGUGUCAACGUGUUUUGAUAUCCCUUUUUUUAAUGAUUUAGAUGAUGCGCUUGGACUUAGAUCCUUCCCAUCAAGUGAUCUAAUGACCGAAAUGGCCCUGACGAUAUUAUGAAUGAGAUAAAAACAACACAAGAAGAAAACGAGAAAUUGAAAAAAAAAGAAGAAAAAAAAAAGAAUACACGAAACCCCAAAACUCUGCUCACCUCGCCAAGACAAGGACGAUAAACAAUCGACAAAUACAGCCCGACACAAAAGUCGUGGACAACACACCUACAGUCUGUUGGAUGAUAAUUGUGUGGUUAGGUACU
Molecule: messenger RNA, 2621 nt
Organism: Aspergillus candidus
Lineage: Eukaryota; Fungi; Ascomycota; Eurotiomycetes; Eurotiales; Aspergillaceae
Exons: 1
Coding region: 254-2239 (661 amino acids)
Source: RefSeq, a predicted model, not a curated record